Cynara cardunculus var. scolymus (artichoke) is the source of this 597-nucleotide messenger RNA. Its product is annotated as sm-like protein LSM3A. Gene Ontology annotation, cellular component: U6 snRNP; U4/U6 x U5 tri-snRNP complex; precatalytic spliceosome. Gene Ontology annotation, biological process: mRNA splicing, via spliceosome; P-body assembly. The coding region runs from base 73 to 366 and encodes 97 amino acids. Gene Ontology annotation, molecular function: RNA binding. NCBI's taxonomy places the organism in Eukaryota, Viridiplantae, Streptophyta, Magnoliopsida, Asterales, Asteraceae. The record is from RefSeq and is a predicted model, not a curated record. The transcript is spliced from 3 exons.
GAUGGCAAGUGAGAUGAUAUUAGGUUUUGUAAAACCUUUGCAACACCGCUACUUCCUUCCUGCAUUGACAGAAUGGCGACCGAAGAGGAGAGCGCCGUGAAGGAGCCUUUGGAUCUCAUCAGGCUCAGUCUUGACGAACGUAUCUAUGUCAAGCUUCGUUCUGAUCGCGAGCUUCGUGGCAAGCUCCAUGCUUAUGAUCAGCAUUUGAACAUGAUUCUUGGGGAUGUUGAAGAGAUAGUUACAACAAUCGAGAUUGAUGAUGAAACAUAUGAAGAGAUUGUUAGGAGCACAAGGCGCACUGUUCCCUUCCUUUUCGUUAGGGGAGAUGGUGUCAUUUUGGUUUCUCCUCCACUAAGAACAGCCUAAGCUAGAAGAAGAAUUGGAGAUUAUAUCUUGUAAUGAACAACAUGAUGUCACAUAUAUUGCUCUGGCAAGAUCGUUCUUUGACGGUUAGGUUCUCACCAUCUUCACAUUGUAAAAACCCUAUGUAAUAGAAUUACACGGUUUUCGUGUUUUGGUUUGAUCAUUAUGAAUCAACCAAGAAGCUUUUAUCUUUCUGUUCUACCUACAAUACAUGCUGAAUUGCUGAUGCCUUGC